Paramuricea clavata is the source of this 634-nucleotide messenger RNA. The record is from the annotation of a GenBank genome assembly. NCBI's taxonomy places the organism in Eukaryota, Metazoa, Cnidaria, Anthozoa, Malacalcyonacea, Plexauridae.
AUGCCUGACUCUUUGAAGAUUGCUGUUGUUCAACCGCUAUUAAAAAAGUACAAUCUUUCCUAUGAAGAAUUCUGCAGUUUUCGUCCAAUAUCAAAUCUGAAAUCUGUCUCGAAAUCUAUUGAGAAAGCAGUUGCGGUACAAUUAACUGAUUAUCUUACUGAAAAUCAUCUACAUGAGAAAUUCCAGUCUGCUUAUAAACCUUGUCAUAGUACUGAAACAGCGCUAUUGAGGGUUCAAAAUGAUAUCCUUCAAGCUCUAGAUAACGGUGAUUCUGUUAUUCUUGUCCUACUGGAUCUGUCGGCGGCUUUUGACACCGUGGAUCAUUUAAUGUUAUUAACAAGACUAUCGAACCGCUUUGGCAUAAGGGGUCGUGUGUUGGAUUGGCUUACCUCAUACCUUACAUCCAGGAAACUGUUUAUUCGUGUUGAGGGAACUGAUUCGUUAUUGAGUGAUCUUGAUUGUGGUGUACCUCAGGGAUCUGUGUUGGGUCCUCUGUUGUAUUCACUCUAUACUGCCCCUCUCGCGGAUGUGGCUAGGCGCCAAAAUCUGCGCUUUCACUUUUUUUCUGAUGAUGGGCAACUUUACAUUGCAUUCAAAACGAAUGAUCGUGAUGAUUUAAUAUCAUCUAAGAUCC